CAUUCUCUCUCUCUCCUCCCUUUUCUCCAUCCACAGAACCUUCUCUCUCUCUCUCUCUCUCUCUCUCAUGGAAGUCUCGCCAUGUCCCGUGACUGCAACUCCCUUUUCCAUCUCGCCCCAUAACUCCUUCCUCCACUUUCUCCUCGCCCCUCUCAUUCCUCACACGCCUGCAUAAUCAGCCUCCCUCCCCAAAACCCCAAUCUCCCUCUCUCUCUCUCAUGACUCAACGCAGAACCCCGCUCUCCUCCCGCCGCCCAGCACCAUCGUCGUCGACGACAGCAGCAGCAGCAGCAGCAUGCGAUCCCCGCCCCUGCCCUACCACUCCCCCGCAACGGCGACGCCACGCCUCCCCCCACCACCACCACCACCACCACCACCGGCAGUACCAGUCGACGGUGUCCGUGCAGAAGCUCCGGCGGUUCAACUGGCUGAUCCUGGUGCUGCGGCUCGCCGCCUUCUGCUUCUCCCUCGCCUCCUCCAUCUUCUCCGCCACCAACUCCCGCGGCCCUUCCGCCCCGCACUGGUACGACUUCGAGGCUCUCAGGUACUUGUUCGCGGCGAAUGCGAUGGUGGCGCUGUACUCCCUGCUCGAGACGGCAGCUUCGGUGUGGGAGAUACUGAAGAACGCCACAUUGUUCCCGGAGACGUUUCAGCUUUGGUUCGAUUUUAGCCACGACCAGGUGUUCGCGUACAUACUGAUGUCGGCGGAAUCGGCCGGGACGGCACUGGCGAGGACGCUGAAGGGAUCGGCCACAUGCACAGCGUCGAGCGCCUUCUGCAUCCAAUCGGACAUCGCCAUCGCCCUCGGGUUCGCCGGCUUCCUCUUCCUCGCCUUCUCCUCACUCCUCUCCGGCUUCCGCGUCGUCUGUUUCCUCAUCAGCGGCUCUCGUUUUCCUCAUUAGAGAUCGCGGAAGGUGGUGGCGGGAGGGUUGUGAUUUUUUAUUUGAUUUUAUUAUUUUCUUAAUAUCAAUGGAAACUAUAAUUAUAUAUUGCAUUAUAAAUUGAGUACAUUCUUCUGAAA
Molecule: messenger RNA, 1021 nt
Organism: Eucalyptus grandis
Lineage: Eukaryota; Viridiplantae; Streptophyta; Magnoliopsida; Myrtales; Myrtaceae
Product: CASP-like protein 4C2
Exons: 3
Coding region: 219-902 (227 amino acids)
Source: RefSeq, a predicted model, not a curated record